Messenger RNA from Nicrophorus vespilloides, 1314 nucleotides. It is a transcript of the gene REG, whose product is annotated as proteasome activator complex subunit 3. The record is from RefSeq and is a predicted model, not a curated record. Gene Ontology annotation, molecular function: endopeptidase activator activity. Gene Ontology annotation, cellular component: cytoplasm; nucleoplasm; proteasome activator complex. Gene Ontology annotation, biological process: positive regulation of endopeptidase activity; regulation of G1/S transition of mitotic cell cycle; regulation of proteasomal protein catabolic process. The coding region runs from base 122 to 856 and encodes 244 amino acids. Lineage: Eukaryota; Metazoa; Arthropoda; Insecta; Coleoptera; Silphidae. The transcript is spliced from 4 exons.
UUGGUUGUCCUUUCGUUAGACAAGCAAGCUAAAGUGAUUUGACGCUGGGCAAGGUUUUUAGGUUAAGUGAAGUUCAAACAUUAUUUUUAAUUGUAAUUUGUGUUUAUAAUUAUUUAUUAGAAUGGCCGACGAAAUGAGCAAGAAGGUGCAAGACUACAAGGAUUCUUUGAAGACGAAAGCCGAGAACCUCAUACUCAAAGGCUUCCCAGAAACAAUAGUUAACUUGAAUGAUAUCUUGGAGACGCCAGCGUUCAAGAAUCGUAAUUUCAGAGAUGUAUUCUAUGAGUUGAAUAUCCCUGUGCCCGAUCCAAUUGUGGUUAACCAUGAUGAUCUGCCACCAGCCAAAAAGACUAAGUAUGAUAACAGCAUAUCGCAGGAUGGCACCAAGGUGAUGGCUCUGCCCAGUGGCACUGUAACAAGCAAUAAACACUUGCUUGAGCUUGUGGAGAUUGUAAAGCCUCACAUUAGGAAACUCAUGGAGGACUCUAAUUUGUUGAAAAUGUGGAUUUCUUUUAUGAUUCCGAAAAUCGAAGACGGAAACAACUUUGGCGUGUCCAUUCAGGAGGACACUUUGGCUGAGGUGCAAUCUGUAGAAUCUGAAGCUGCUGCAUUCUUUGACCAAAUUUCUAGAUACUUUAUCUCACGAGGUAAAUUGGUUUCUAAAGUUGCCAAAUAUCCACACCUGGACGACUACAGACGCGCCGUUCAAGAGCUGGACGAGAAGGAGUACUUAAGCAUAUGGCUGAUGAUGGCAGAGAUCCGUAACCGGUACUGCUCACUGCACGACAUCGUCGUGAAGAAUCUGGACAAGAUCAAGAAGCCACGUACGUCGAAUGCGGCGGAGUCUUUGUAUUAAAAUAACAAUAUUGUUGUUUUUUUUUUCUUAUUGAAUCAACGAAAAAGAGAAAAAAAAACAUGCCCCCUUUUACUAUUUAAAUACAACCGGACGAUUAAGUAAUGAGAAGCUCUAUAUGUAAAACAAACAAACAACAAAAAUGAAACAAAGAGAAAAAAAACACUAUUCCAUUUAUUUAAUUCUAAUGUAUUACUCUUAAUGAAGCAGACUCAUCAAUAAGGAUUUAUAUUUUUGUCACUCGCAUUGGCUUUACGUUUUCAGUUCCCUGUAGUUUUUAGUAAGUCAAAUUCGACGAAGAAAAAAAAAAAAGAUAUGGAGCGAAUGCGAGCAUUACAUUUUUUCUUCCUUCUUUCUUAUUUUUUAUUUUAUAUAAAUUAAAUACAUUUUGUUUUCUUGUACGAAAAGCAAUGAAACUCUCGAAACUGUAGCUGUCGUUUCUCUCAUAUGCUCUUUAGGAC